This is a messenger RNA of Galeopterus variegatus (Sunda flying lemur), 1869 nucleotides long. It is a transcript of the gene MUC20, whose product is annotated as mucin 20, cell surface associated. The transcript is spliced from 4 exons. The record is from RefSeq and is a predicted model, not a curated record. The coding region runs from base 45 to 1595 and encodes 516 amino acids. Lineage: Eukaryota; Metazoa; Chordata; Mammalia; Dermoptera; Cynocephalidae. Gene Ontology annotation, biological process: hepatocyte growth factor receptor signaling pathway.
GCAGGCAGGUCUGCCUGGGAGCUGUGGCUGGCACCCCGGCUAGAAUGGGUUCUCUCUGGGGCCUGGGUCUGCCCCUCUUCUUCUGCUGCUGGGAGGCUGGGGUCUCUGGGAGCUCUGCAGGCCCCAGCACCAGCAGACCAGAGCUUUUGGUGACAACAAACAACAUAGAAGUGACUGCUGUGUCUCCAGAGGUCAGGACAAGCUCAGAGGGAGCCUUCCAGACCAAUGACCUCACUGAGACCUCAGCACCUGGCCAUGUCACUUUGGAAACUCAAACCCUGAGGAUCUUAACCCCAGCUGGCACCAUUCGAGAAGCAGAUACCAGGGAAACCAAGACUAUUUCUCUUGCCACAGAGACAAUGACUCUCAAAAAAACAAUACCUUCCAAGUUCAUGGUUAUGAUCAGCUCUCCUACGGAGACAUCAGCCCCAAGUGGCAGUCCCUCAGAGACUAGGAUGACCACAGUUGAGUCUGUAACAGGCAGUAAAUUUGCUGAAACUAUCUUUGACACCCUCUGUACUGAUGACAGCUCCGAAGAGGCAAGGAGGAUCACAAUUGAUGUCUUGACACUGGCUGACACCGCUGCGCAAACUGAGGGCCUGUCCUCAGAGAGCAGCGCCUCUUCUGACAACUCACUUCCAGCCAUCACCACCUCACAAGUCCUGGCACCUGACGUCAUUACUCCAGCCAAAGCCUUGGUUGUCUCCAGCAUCACCCACAUCGAGGUUACCAAUUGCAGCAUUACAGAAAUGGAAACAACUGCCACUAUCCCUGGGGUCUCAGUCACAGAUCACAGCCUCACAGAAGGAGGGAAGGCCUUGUCCACCUCUGAGACAUCAGCUUUGCCUGCCUCCACUGAAGCAAAAUCACACAUUCUCGAGACCACAACCUCUGCUGGCACCUUGUCAACAACCAGCACCGCAGAGCCAGCCACACCUGAUACCACAGCUGAGACCCCACUCCCCACCAAUAGCACCACAGAAAGAGAAACAACAGCAGCCAAAGCCACUACCCCCAAUGGAGCUUUGGUGACAGUUAGCAUGAACACCUCAGAAGGAACCUCAGCCCUCUCUGUUGAGACACCAAGCCACACUGAAGUUUCAAGAGCAGUUACAGUCUCCACAGAGGCUGGGUCAACAGCAGGCAAAGCAAUUUCAUCUGCUGGGUCCUCAGCUUUCGUCUACAGCUCCUCAGAAAUAGCCACCAUCAAGAAAUCCACCCCUUCAGAGACUCCUACCACAGACAGUGCAACCCAUGGGCACUUCCCCAUCAGCAAGAGCCCUCUUCCUUCUGUCCAUCUGACUACAGACAACAGCAGCCAAGAAACAAACAUCACCUUAGCCAAGAUCACAACUUCAGCCAAGACCCCAGUGAAGCCUCCAGCAGCCACACCCACCACUGCUCAGACAAGGCAGACCACAAAAGUUACUGCAGAUGAGGAAGAAGGCUUCCUCCUCCUGCGGCUGAGUGUGGCCUCCCCAAUAGACCUCACUGAGCCCAGAGUGGCAGAGAGGCUGAUGCAGCAGCUCCGCCGUGAACUGCAUGCUCAUAAGCCUCCCAUCCAAGUCUCCUUGCUGCGUGUCAGGAGGCGCUAAGGAAUAUCAGCACAGCCAGGCAUGCCCUUUAUGCCAAAAGAAGAACAGUGGCCUGGGCUUCCACCGACAGAUGGGAGCCAUGUUACUGUGCUGAGAUGUACCCAGAAGGUUUGCAUGAAGGUCAGCUGGCCCACGCCUUUUACCCCCGAUGUGGCUUACAUAUGCCUGAGUGUAUGUGUGUGGGGAGGGGGGCUUCCCUUGUUCCUGGAGGUGCCCUUGGACUUCCCUUGGCACAUGUGUUGUGUUUUAGUAAAGACAGACCUGAUCAUCCUUC